This is a messenger RNA of Nyctereutes procyonoides (raccoon dog), 1752 nucleotides long. It is a transcript of the gene LPCAT4, whose product is annotated as lysophosphatidylcholine acyltransferase 4. Gene Ontology annotation, cellular component: endoplasmic reticulum. The record is from RefSeq and is a predicted model, not a curated record. NCBI's taxonomy places the organism in Eukaryota, Metazoa, Chordata, Mammalia, Carnivora, Canidae. Gene Ontology annotation, molecular function: 1-acylglycerophosphocholine O-acyltransferase activity. Gene Ontology annotation, biological process: phosphatidylcholine acyl-chain remodeling.
GGAGCGCUGCAGCCGCAGCCGCUGCUCUGCAGAGCGGGGCCCGGGGUCGGGGCUGGGGCGCCCUCGCUCGCGCCGCGUCCCGCCGCUAUGAGCCAGGGCAGCCCGGGGGCCCGCGACCCCGCCCCCGAGCCCGCGGCCGCCCCCAACCCCUUCGUGCACGAGCUGCACCUCUCCCGUCUGCAGAGGGUGAAGUUCUGCCUCCUGGGGGCACUAUUGGCCCCCAUCCGAGUGCUCCUGGCCUUUAUUGUCCUCUUUCUCCUCUGGCCCUUCGCCUGGCUGCAAGUAGCUGGUCUUACGGAGGAGCAGCUGCAGGAGCCAAUUACUGGAUGGAGGAAGACUGUGUGCCACAAUGGGGUGCUGGGCCUCAGCCGCCUGCUCUUUUUCCUGCUGGGCUUCCUUCGAAUUCGUGUCCGGGGCCAGCGGGCCUCUCGCCUUCAGGCCCCUGUCCUUGUUGCUGCUCCCCACUCCACUUUCUUCGACCCCAUCGUUCUGCUGCCCUGUGAUCUGCCCAAGGUUGUGUCCCCCGAGAACCUUUCUGUGCCUGUAAUUGGAGCCCUUCUUCGCUUCAACCAAGCCAUCCUCGUGUCCCGGCAUGACCCAGCGUCUCGGCGCAGAGUGGUGGAGGAGGUCCGAAGACGGGCUACCUCCGGAGGCAAGUGGCCCCAGGUACUAUUCUUUCCUGAGGGCACCUGUUCCAACAAGAAGGCUUUGCUCAAGUUCAAGCCAGGAGCCUUCAUCGCCGGGGUUCCUGUACAGCCCGUCCUCAUCCAAUACCCCAACAGUCUGGAUACCACCAGCUGGGCAUGGAGGGGCCCUGGAGUACUGAAGGUCUUGUGGCUCACAGCCUCUCAGCCCUGCAGCAUCGUGGACGUGGAGUUCCUGCCUGUAUACCACCCCAGCCCAGAGGAGAGCGGGAACCCCACCCUGUAUGCCAACAACGUCCAGAGGGUGAUGGCACAGGCCCUGGGCAUUCCAGCCACCGAGUGUGAGUUUGUAGGCAGCUUGCCUGUGAUUGUGGUGGGCCGGCUGAAGGUGGCACUGGAGCCACAGCUCUGGGAACUGGGAAAGGUGCUUCGGAAGGCCGGGCUGUCCCCUGGCCGUGUGGAUGCCGGGGCAGAGCCAGGCCGCAGCCGGAGAAUCAACCAGGAGGAGUUUGCCAAGCAGCUCCAGCUCUCUGACCCACAGACAGCGGCUGGGGCCUUCAGCUACUUCCAGCAGGAUGCCGAGGGUUUGGUGGACUUUCGAGAUGUGGCUUUGGCACUGGCAGCUCUGGAUGGGGGCAGGAGCCUGGAGGAGCUGAUGCGCCUGGCCUUUGAGCUCUUUGCCGAGGAGCAAGUGGAGGAGGCGGGCCGGCUGCUGUACAAAGACGGCUUCAGCACCAUCCUGCACCUGCUGCUGGGGUCACCCCGCCCCGCCGCUGCGACUUUGCAUGCCGAGCUGUGCCAGGCGGGACCCCGCCAAGGCCUUUCCCUCUGUCAGUUCCAGGACUUCUCCCUCCAUGACCCGCUCCACGGGACACUCCUCCACACCUACCUGCGCCCGUCCCGGAAGCCACCUGCCUCUUUCCCCAGCAGCCCCGCUGCUCUGGCCAAUGGGACUGUGCCAGUGCCCAAGCCAAAGGGUGACUGAGCACCUCCGCCUACCAGCUCACCUUGGCCUGCUCUCUCUGGGCCUCAAGCCCACUUCUGCUCCUGCUUGAUUUUUUCGUUAUUGUUGUUUAAGUUUUUUCUGUUUUUUUUUUUUUUGUAAGAA